GAAUGAGCUGCAGCACUAGGGUUAAAGGCCCAUGAUGAACCAGCGAGCUGAGACAAACAACUGCUGCAUGGUCCCAACUAGGGAUGUAUAACUCUAUCCUGUGUCCUGCUUGCCAGCUGGUAUAGACCUCUCUGGUUCAUCUGGUUCCCUUUCAGAGGUCUGCAGAGGUUCUUACAACGUAGAGUAUCAGAGGAUUGACCCCUUCCCUGAGAUCCCUUGGACCUGUCAGAGGUAUUAGAGAAAUACUAAUUUAUGCUGGAUGGGAUGAGCAGUGUCUACAAUAUGAUACAUACAGAGAACACAGGAGGUGGUUACGCUUGUCUCGUGAUACCUUCUCACAGAGAAAGGAUGGGUCCUCACGGUUACUCACAGCCUUCACAGGCUCAAAUACAGCACUGGCUGGCUUUGUAACACUUGGAAUGCCAGAACGUUGGCCUCUUAACAUGUGGUGUAGCUCACUGCUCCCUAGCGUAUUCAGGAGUAAUAGGAGGACUCUGAAAGACUCUUUCCACCUCUGAAGGGCGGCUGAGUAGCUUAUGCGGUAUAUAAUACUGUAACUUUUUUUUAACAAAACACAUCUCAUUUGAUCAGCUUAAACUUCUCACUUUUCCCAAGGCAAAAUACCCUGUUCUCUAGUUCCAACAAAAACUGACUGGAAAUGAUCAAGCUGUUACUGGUCUGUAGUCAGAAAAGCCUGUUUAGACAUCUGCAUAGACCAUCUUAUAGAAUGUUUUAAAUCAGGCUUAUGAACUCUAGAUUAGUGAAGUUUGAAAAUGUUUGAGAACUGCAGAUGGUGUCCUUAUAGUAAAAGCACUAAAAUGCAUGUAUUGGUUUUCUAAACGAGAAUGCAUAGUUGAUCACUUCUCACAUUCCUUACAUCGCAAACUUCAUUUAAGUUUCAGAUAAGUUGUGUGGGAGGUCUUAGCAAUGAGUGUUUUGGUGUGUUGUUAACUUAUUGGAGAGGUUUAGAAUAUGCUAGAUUCAGGAAAGGGACAGAUUUCUUCGUUGAUCGGAGUUACUGCUACAUACUUCAGAAGGAAAGCUCUCUAAGGCUUUUUGCCUUUGUAGAUGAAGUCCUCAGUUCUGAAUGACCUGGCUAACAAUGAAAUACCAUGAUCAAACUGUACAGAAAAUGAUGAAUUUCUGCCAGCUUAACAUUUAAAAACCAAGUUUGUCAUCAACUAACCAUCUUUCAGUGGGUUGCAACGUGGCCUUUGAAGGCUGCUUCUGCUCUCUCAUAGGUAUAAGGCAAGCCUUCUCAACUAUCUCUUAAGUGACUGCUACCAAAUGAUCCUGCAAAGCUUUUUGCCCCUUUGGAGGAAGUAAGGGCAUGGUUUCUAGGUAGCUAUGUGUAGUCUACUAAACUCUUACUAUGUAAAAGCUAAUAGUUGAACAGAUUCAAAGAUGGUGUUAUUGGGUUUAUCACUUAGGCAAUGGAAGAAAGUAUGAAAAUCAUAUCGGUAAUAAAAUCUAUACAAUUUAUUUUUCAUAAAAGUAAACAUAAAAUAUUUUAUCUAAUAAUAAAGUGAAAUAUAUGGGGUCAUUACAAACUUUGCUUUCUGCUUCUAUAGCAUGAGUCUUUCCCCCCCACAAUGUACAGUCAGCUCAGAGUUGCUGUAACUAAUUGCCCUCCAACUCACUUGUGUACCCAGGAUCUCUUACCAGUUUUGCUUUGUAAUUUGUGCCCACACAGAGGAGUUGAAUCAUAUUCUUUGACUUACUCUCGAUGUGUUAUACUAAUUUGGGUGGGAUUGACUGGCUUGUCUGCAGAAUAUUUAGUACGUUCAUUCCUAAAUUGCUUUUUGUCACAAAGAUAACAUGGGUUGCCUUAGGUCUAGCCGUUAUAACUGAAUUACUAAGUAAGUCCUGUCAAUUUUGUUUACAAAGGCCCUGGUGUGCUAAGAAUCAUGCUUUCUGAGAGACACCAGAGGCUGAGGUAUCUCUUACCAUUUAUCCAGCUCAAAACAAAGAUGAAUUUAUGUAGAAAUACAGGUUGACUGUAGGAUUUCCCACUUGUAUUUUUAUACGUGGUCUUUCCAUUUUUCCUCUGAAACGCUUUAUAUUGCCCUGUUCUUCAGGCUUGCAAUAACAAAUGUUAGAAGUGCAUGCUUUUGUUUUUCUCCCCUUUACCUUGCUUAUAGUGAAAGACACAGAAUAGGAUUUAAUUUGCUCCUAGCUUUGCUACUAUAGCUGUCUUUUAAAUAAAGAAGAUCCUACGACCCUCACUAUCUAUACUGAUUUUUCUUUCUGAAGCCUGGUUUCCUUAUGGUUUCAGCUGCUCUCAAAAUCUAGAUGCAUAUAUCUGUCAAAACUCUUUAAGUUUUCAUGAACUGAAGUGCACCUGUGUUGCUGAUCAAGAGUGGGCGCUGCUUGCUAAUAUUCCUUGAUGUUGUUGCUACUAAGCCAUAGCUAUUUUUCUGUUCUAGUACUGUCCUUUGUCUUUUCUCUGUUCUCAUUCAUUUCUCCUUCUUUCUCUCUUAGUUUAUGGCUCCUUCUCCAGGUUUCCUCUGCAGCAGCGUGUCCAUGUUGGAGUUCGGCUCCUUGAGACAGGUGGUAGCGGCUCUUGAAGCACAGCUGAACUGCUUGCGUGAGCCUCCAGAUCUGUAAGAGUGAGUUGGUUUUGCAGUGGCUGAAUUAAGGAUGACAGAGGCAGCAGAUGUGGAAGAUACACUUUAUACUGCUGUUCAGUCGGCAGGGGAAAUUAAGGCUUCAGAAAUGGUAUACGACGCUACCUGAUAAAGAGAAGAAAAAGAUCAUUCGAGAAAUUGUUCAGAUUAUUUUGUCUCGCAAUCAAAAAACAUGUAGUUUUGUUGACUGGAAAGACCUCAAGCUUGUUUACAAAAGGUAUGCUAGUUUGUACUUCUGUUGUGCAAUAGAAGACCAGGAUAAUGAGCUCCUGACACUAGAGGUCGUUCAUCGAUACGUAGAGCUUCUGGACAGAUAUUUUGGAAACGUGUGUGAGCUGGAUAUUAUCUUUAAUUUUGAAAAAGCUUAUUUUAUUCUUGAUGAGUUUAUAAUUGGUGGAGAAGUACAAGAAACUUCAAAGAGGUCUGCAGUGAAAGCCAUAGAAGACUCUGACAUGUUGCAGGAGACAGUGGAAGAGUACAUGAACAAGCCUGCAUUUUAAUGUUAAAACUACCUGGAGAGGAACUGCUGAAUGCACCUGUAAAAUGCACUUCCUGAAAUUGCUUACCAAUGUGCCAGAUCCUGAGAGAAAUACCAAAAACCAAUAACUAAAGGAGUUUGUUUGUAUAAUGGUGAAGAUGAAGGUCAGCUAAUGUAGCACAGGGUUUAACAAUUCUGUACUUGCAUUACUCUGCGUAUGAGUUUCUCAGAAUUGUUAUUACCCUUGAUCUAGUUUCUCUUCUCCUUGGUGGACUAAACACUUGUUUUGUAUCAUAUCUUUUAGCUACGGGUUUUGUCAUCAUAAAAUGUCACUCUGACAGUACUUUGAAGAGGUAUUUUUACUAGUUUUGGUCCACUGCUGACCGUAUGACUCUACUUUUGUACAAAUGUCCAUUCUUUUGAAUGUAAUGAUUAUUCUGCUCUAAUAAUAAUGUUUUUCUAAAAGCCAAAUUGUUGUGGGCCCUGAUUUCACAAGCUCGUUUUAAAAAGAUUAACCGAUCUAUUAGAAGAAGAAAUAUACUUGUUUUUGGACCAGCCCCUUUUUUUCACUAUCUUCCUUCUAUUUUCUGCUCUAGUCUGCUAAUAAUUCUGCUCCAACUGCUACUAGAGUGCACUCCACACCUCCAUUUAAUCUGGAAGACUGUGCUGACUCGAGGUAGGCUUCUCCCAGGCUUCGUGAGUCCUCCUUGCUCCUGCAUGUGGAUGGCCUCUUUCUGUCUUUCUCCUCAUUUUCCUAUCCCCUUCGUAGAUCCCCUGGACUUGGACAAAGGCUGCAACUUUUGAAAGUGUGCAACUUGAGAGCAGGAGAUAUCCUGAAGAGAAGAACUUAGUCUUUGGGAUUUUAGGGUGAAGAUCAUCUUGUCUAUGUUUUGACUCUGUAUCCACCAAUAACCAUGUUUCCCAGUAGAGUUUUCCAGUCCCCCAUGCACACACCUAUUGGGAUGAUCAGCCUUCUAGUAGUUGAACA
Messenger RNA from Grus americana (Whooping crane), 4093 nucleotides. It is a transcript of the gene AP1S3, whose product is annotated as adaptor related protein complex 1 subunit sigma 3. Lineage: Eukaryota; Metazoa; Chordata; Aves; Gruiformes; Gruidae. Gene Ontology annotation, biological process: vesicle-mediated transport; intracellular protein transport. Gene Ontology annotation, molecular function: clathrin-cargo adaptor activity. The record is from RefSeq and is a predicted model, not a curated record. The transcript has 5 exons. The coding region runs from base 2657 to 3127 and encodes 156 amino acids. Gene Ontology annotation, cellular component: membrane coat; intracellular membrane-bounded organelle; AP-1 adaptor complex.